AGGCCUUGGCUGCGCGCCGGAGACCAUGAGGCGCGACGUUCGGCGGGCUCCUUCCCGGAAGCGGAAGCUCGGGGGCCGGGCCAAGGGCGGCCGGGAGUCUGCGGCGGUUAAUUCCUUUUACCGUGCGGCUUUGCUUCACUCCGUCUGGACUUUCCUGAAGCUGCGAGAGAUGGUUAGGUCCGGAUCUCGACCGGGCCAGGUGUUAUCUUCAGGAAAGCACCCUGGACCUGCUAAGUUAACAAGUGGGAAGAAAGGGACCCAUGUAAGAAAGAUACCCCGUUUUAAUGCAGAUUCUGGCUGUCCCACUCAUUCCGAUUCAGAAAGUCAGACUGAAACUGUACAGGGGCUUGAUGGUUGUGCCUCUCUUCUGCGGGACAUUUUAAGAAAUGAAGAUUCAGGUUCAGAAAUAGCAUAUUUGGGAAAUAGAUAUAACCCCAAACCUUUGGAAAGCAAAAGAUACGGAUCUAAGAAGAAAGGACAUGAAAAGCAUGCUUUUCCUUCAGUAGUCGGCAAAGAAAUUUUAUCUUCAGAUAGUAAGAAACCUAUACCUAAUGAAGCUUCUGCUGGAAGUGAAAGAGACUCAUCAGAUAUACCACAAAAUUGGUCACUACAAGAUCAUUAUAGAAUGUAUUCACCCGUAAUAUACCAAGCCCUCUGUGAGCAUGUGCAGACUCAGAUGUCACUGAUGAAUGACUUGGCUUCAAAGAGCAACCCUAAUGGAAUUCCUACUGUACCUUGCCACACUGUGUCUGGUUCUGAAUCUCAGGCAACUCCACAUUCUAGUUAUGGCUUAUCCCACUCCACCCCAGUCCUGUUAUCUCAGCACUCACCCUGCCCUCCAAUGGUUCAUUGUGAAGUUCAGACUGAUGGUGACAACAAGUUUGCAUCACAGGAUAAAACAACUUCUGUGAACUGUACUGAUGAUGUUCUAAGGAAUUCCUUCAGUGCUAGUCUUGGAGUUCCAUGUGGCCUGCCCCAAACUGACAAACCAGCUAUUCCAAAAUUUCAGCAGCUGGAUCUUGCUAAUGGGAUUCUGCCACAACAAAGAGUUCCUAAUGAGUCAGACCUACUAAAGUGUUUCCAAACAUAUAUGAAUCUGUUGCAUUCUCAUCCGGACAGUCAGACACACCGAAGUCCCACUCUAUUACAGCCAGCUUUCUUGGCUACCAAUGAAGAAAAAUGUGCCAAAGAACAAAUUGGAGAGGUUAGAGGUGAAGGAAAGGAUUUAAACAUACAUGUGCGAGAUUCAAGAAAAAAGGAUGUGCAGAAGGCAAAAAACGUGAACCAGAGUGCUGAAAGAAUUAGAACUAUAAAGUAUUUGUUGGGAGAGCUCAAGGCUCUGGUAGCAGAGCAAGAAGAUUCAGAAAUUCAGAGGUUGCUUACAGAAUUGGAGUUGUGUUUAUCUCUGCUUCCAGCAGUAAGUGGAAAUGCAAAUAUUCAGGUGGAAAUAGCACUGGCCAUGCAACCACUAAGAAGUGAAAAUGCUCAGUUACGCAGGCAAUUGAGAAUUUUGAACCAGCAACUUAGAGAACGAGAAAAAACUCAAAAGGCAUCUGGUUCUUUGGAAUGCAACCUUGAAUUGUUUUCUCUUCAGUCAUUGAACAAGUCCCUGCAAAAUCAAUUACAGGAGUCACUAAAGAGCCAGGAAUUACUACAGAGUAAAAAUGAAGAGCUUUUAAAAGUAAUAGAAAAUCAAAAAGAUGAAAACAGAAAAUUUGCUGGCAUAUUUAAAGAGAAAGAUCAAACUUUACUUGAAAAUAAACAGCAAUUUGACAUUGAGACAACAAGAAUGAAAAUUGAAUUGGAGGAAGCCUUAGUCAAUGUGGAAAGCUCCCGGUUUAAAUUAGAAGCUGCUGAAAAGGAAAAUCAGAUAUUGGGAAUAACCUUACGUCAGCGUGAUGCCGAGGUGACUCGACUGAGAGAAUUAACCAGAACUUUACAGAGCAGUAUGGCAAAGCUUCUCUCAGAUCUUAGUAUGGACAGUGCUCGCUGCAAGUCUGGGAAUAAUCUUACCAAAUCACUUCUGAACAUUUAUGAAAAACAACCUCAGCAUGACCCAAUCCCUGCUCACACUUCCAUAAUGAGCUACUUAAAUAAGUUAGAACCAGAUCAGUCUAUCAUUACACAUUCAGAACCACUUUCUGCAAUUAGCAAUGAGAAAAACAUAGUGCCAGGUAGACCCUAUGAAAAUGUUCUGCCCUCCAAAGGCCCUCAACAUAGUAAUACUAGGAGCAUGGAGGAAGUAUCAGCCCCAGGAAUCAUUUCUGCCCUUUCAAAACAGGAUUCUGAUGAAGAGAGUGAAGUUACAACUUUAAUAGAAGAGUAUAAUUUGGAUAAGACAAUUUACAUUCCAUUUGCUAGAAGCACUUCAGUAAAGAAAUCACCACUGUCCAAGAGAUUAUCCCCCCAGCCACAACUCAGUGUAGCUCCACCGCAGCGUGUCAGCAACAGUGGACUUGUUGUCGCUGAAAAAGAAAAUAAAUUGUGUGCACUCGGAGUUUGCUCCUCUUCCAAAAAGGAAGCAGAUGUGCCUGAGAAACUUUCCAGAACAGCUGAUAUGGAGGACAAACAGCUCCUCGAGAAAAUAAAGGAAGCCAUUUGCAAGAUCCCUGCUGCCACCAAGGAGCUAGAGGAAUUGGCUGCAUGUCACGGCCCCUCCUCUUGUCAGAGGAGCAGCAUUCAGGUGAAAAGCAGUGCAGUCUCCGAUGGUAGCUUUUUAAAUUCUGACUUGACCUCUGAUUGGAGCAUCUCUUCUUUUUCAACGUUCACUUCUCGUGAUGAACAAGACUUCCGAAAUGGCCUUGCAGCACUGGAUGCCAACAUUGCUCGCCUCCAGGAGUCCUUAAGGACCGGUCUUCUGGAGAAGUAAACUCAGAAGAAGAGAAAAAUCCUUUUUAAGAAUAGAACUUGGCUACAUUGAAUGUAUAUUUUAAAUUUCUUUAGAGAAAAGUUUUAUAUUAAUUAUGUGUGAAAGAAUAAAUUGAAUAAUAAAUUUAUUAUUGGAAUAUAUUGACACUGCUUAUAGAAACAAGUCAUCCUAAGAAAUUGACAUUUGCUAAAAGAAGAAAGUUGUGUAUAACUAGGAAAGUACUGUAAGUAUUGUAAAUAUUUUAUUUAGUAUUUAGCAAUUAGAGCUUUUUCUUACUUUGCUGGGCUCAGGGUGCAGGUUAGAAGGAUUCUCUGGUCGUCCUAAAGGAUAAUGGGAAGGGAGUCUUUGGUUAUAAUUUACUGUGUUAAAACUAGAGUUUCUUUUCUCUUUCAGGAUUCCUGUUUGAUUUUAAUGACACUGUGUUUUUAUAUGGGAUGUUCUGUGCUACAGGCUGGUGGUGUUGGUGAGACAUAUCAACAUUUAUUUUAAGAGAAAAAGUGCCAAUAUCUCCACUUCUUAAAAACGUUGAUUGGUCUAAAAAUAUAUAGAUAACAUCCUAAGUUAAUAUAUGGUUUCUUAAAAUUUUGACACUUUUAUUUAUUUUUAUCCUGAAUUCAUGUUUAAGACCAUUAAAAACUGAAGUCAGACUGAUAAAGAAAUACUAACAGAUAAGUUUUACUUUUGGAAAUUUGGUUUUUAAAUAAAUAAGUGUUUAUUUGUUUUUUGUCAUUAUGUUUGAACAUGGUGGAUUUUAUAAAUCUUGAACUAUUUGUAAUUCUGCCUUUCUGGAUGAAUUUUUUUUUAGCACUUUAGCUGAGAACACUGUCUAUUCUAUAAGUAAUAUGAGCUAGGUUGGUCUCUGCUUCUUUAUACUAGCACUUCCUAGUAUACCUAGCACAUUUCUUCUUUUUCAUGGUUCACUUCUCGUGAUGAACAAGACUUUUGAAAUGGUCUUGCAGCACUAGAUGCCAACAUUGCUAGACUCCAGAAGAUGAUAACUACUUGGUGUCAUCUCCUUGCAUCUAAGCAGCACACUUUAACUCUUAGAAAGUUGGUGAAUGUUGUGCUAUCAGUGAUACUUCAUACACGUCACCUGCCUGGGUCAUUGUCUUUAGUGCUUGAGCAGAUUUUAGCAUUAAAGAGUGCUCUGCUGAUACCAGAGCCUCUUCCUGCUGGUUUUUAAAUGUUGGGACUACAACUUCUGAAGGACCCAGGUACAGUCUCUUUGACAUGUUCAGAGUUUAUAGAAAGAGAUUUCUCAAGUCUGAAAAUAGUAAAUGAAUUCUAAUCUAUUUUCACAGAA
Molecule: messenger RNA, 4172 nt
Organism: Camelus dromedarius (Arabian camel)
Lineage: Eukaryota; Metazoa; Chordata; Mammalia; Artiodactyla; Camelidae
Gene: CCDC14
Product: coiled-coil domain containing 14
Exons: 13
Coding region: 26-2869 (947 amino acids)
Biological process (GO): protein localization to centrosome
Cellular component (GO): centriolar satellite
Source: RefSeq, a predicted model, not a curated record